Molecule: messenger RNA, 8966 nt
Organism: Labeo rohita (rohu)
Lineage: Eukaryota; Metazoa; Chordata; Actinopteri; Cypriniformes; Cyprinidae
Gene: mtcl2
Product: suppressor of glucose, autophagy associated 1
Exons: 14
Coding region: 246-5600 (1784 amino acids)
Biological process (GO): regulation of autophagy
Source: RefSeq, a predicted model, not a curated record
UCCAGCAGACACUCAGCAGAGCAGCAGCCGCAAUUCAAAACUGAGGACGCACACUGGGGAAUAUCUUGCGGACGUGGUAAAUAAAAGAAAAUAUAAGCAUCUCAACCCAAGCAAUCGCAUUUUCUUUUGGAUUUCCAACGGUUUUGAUGUCGGCUGAUCUGGUGUGAAGCGUUUACCAGUUCAACUUCUGUGUUUAAGGAGAGGAGAUACAUUUCAGCUAUAUUCGGGUCUCGUAAACGGAAUGAAUGACCAAGACAAAGGUUGACACCGGUUCCCCGACGCAUUUUGUCUCGUCGAAGGAGAAGAGGCAAAAGCAGAAAAUGGAGAGCAGCAACGGCGAACAAGAGCAGCCGCAGCCGUCACAACAGCAGCCGCCUGCGCAGCCGCUACAAGUUACCGAGAAAAAGAAAAUACACCGGGCACCGUCUCCAGCAAGACCCAAAGAUGUGCCCGGGUGGUCCCUUACUAAAAUCCGCGGCGGUAUCGGCACGCCGACGCUGAGCGUCAAACCGGGGGCCAUAUAUUUAGGCGGCCGCGUGUCCAGACGUAGUCCGGUUACCGGGAAGGAGACAAAAACAGAGAAGAGUAAACCACCCGGCAAACCCGCGCUGUCCGCGGCCGGUGCUCAGAAGGGCAGCGUGAAGUCUAAUAAAAGCGGCCGGAGAAAAGUUUCGGACGCCAGCAUCGGAUCGGAUGAUUUAAGCAAGGACUCCGGCUGCGCACCGGGAAAACUCUCACCCACCGACAGCAGUUCCGAGCUCUCCGACUGCGCCUCCGAGGAGAAUAAAGUCUCCACAGAUGCUCUUAGCAGCGACACCGAGACCAGCAGCCGCGGGGGGAUCGACGGCGAAAAAGCGGCAGCGGAACAUAGACUGUUGGACAAGAGUGGUCAGACCAAAACCAGCUUGGAGAAAGACCGGCUCUCGCUUGGAAUGGACACCGGAGAGGGGAGCGUCUCUCCCGGGGACGAGCGUUCGCUCACCUCGUUCGACAGCAGGAUGCCCGCCAGCACGUCCUUGGCGUUUUCGGACCUGACUGAGGAAUUAAUGGACGGGAUGCAUGAGGAAUUAGUCAGGGAAAUAGAAGAACUCAGGUCGGAGAAUGAUUAUUUAAAGGAUGAGAUGGAGGAGCUUCGCUCUGAGAUGCUGGAGAUGAGAGACAUGUACAUGGAGGAGGAUGUCUAUCAGCUCCAAGAGCUCAGACAGCAGCUGGAUCAGGCCAACAAGACCUGCCGCAUCCUGCAGUAUCGCCUUAAGAAGGCAGAGAGACGCAGCAUCCGCGUUGCCCAGACCGGACAAGUGGAUGGGGAGCUUAUCCGAACACUGGAGCAAGACGUCAAGGUGGCGAAGGACGUCUCCAUCCGUCUGCACAAUGAGCUGGACACUGUGGAGAAGAAGAGAUCUCGUCUGGAGCAGGAGAACGAGGAGCUAAGGGUGAAACUACAGGAUCUGGAGGUGGCCAAGCAGGUCCUGCAAGCGGAGAUGGAGAAGGCCAGAGAGAACUCUUUGAAGAAGAGAGGUGCCAGACCAAACAACAAACCUGAUAAAAAAGCAUCGCCUCAGCCUCCAGAGGACAGUUCAGACCUAAAGUGCCAGCUUCACUUCGCCAAGGAGGAGUCAGCUCUCAUGUGCAAGAAACUCACCAAGAUGGUCAAAGACAAUGAGGCCAUGAGGGAGGAACUGGCAAAGUAUCGUUCUUUAUACGGAGAGGUUGAUGCCUCACUUACUGUUGAGGAGGUUGCUGAUUCUCCUCACACCCGAGAGGCUGAGGUCAAAGUCCAUCUAAAACUGGUGGAAGAGGAGGCGAACCUUCUAAGCCGACGGAUCGUAGAGUUGGAGGUGGAGAACCGCGGCCUUCGUGCCGAAAUGGACGACAUGAAGAUCCAAGAUUCUCCGGGUGGAGUCGGCAUCACGGGUGGAGUCGGAAAUCAGCUGUUGCUUUCCACAUCUGAGAAUGUGAUGGAGCUACAGCGCCACCUACAGUUUGUGGAAGAAGAGGCGGAUCUGCUUCGGCGCUCCCUGAUAGAAAUGGAAGAGCAGAACAAGCUCUUGAUGAACGAGCUCAAUCACUACAAGUCCGAGCUUCCCGCUGUCACUGAGAUAGAGCCGCCUUCAUCCACAACCAUCACUUCACCCACAAUCAUUCUUGGUGGUUCUGAAGAUGGAGGAUCUGAACUAAACGAAGCCAGCCACAAAGAACUACAUGCUGCCAGGCUUCAGAUCGCAGAGCUGAAUGGCAAAGUAAAAAAGCUCCAGUAUGAGAACCGUGUACUUCUGUCUAACCUUCAACGGUGUGACUUGGCUUCCAACCAGGGCUCCACACGUCCAGCGCUGGAGACCGAUGCUGAAGCAGGGGACUCGGCUGAGUGUAUCCCCAGCCAGGCGCAUCGCGAAGGCCCGGUUGGCGAUGAACAGAACGAUAUUCUGGAGGAGAAGAAUCUGAAAGUUUCAGGAACAAGUCACACUCAUACAGCUCAGUGCCUCAGCAUAAAAGACCUUCUCGCUAUCCGUGACCAGGCGCAACUUGUUACCUCAGCCAUUCAGCUUCUGACAUCACCUGACCCAUCUUGUAUCUCACCAGAUGGUGUCUAUCGUAAGAUUACGACAAAUGAGUCUGCAGAACCGGUUCUGCUUGAGAAGAGCCAGACCGAAAACUCCACGCUGCCCCUGGUGGAGGCCCUGCAUGGCAGACUGCAGUCCCUCCAGGCUCAGCUACAGGCCCUCAGUGAGAGGGUGGAUGCCCUGGGGCAGCCACCAGAGAGGGAGCGUGUGGAAGGGAUGUCCCUGAUGCCCCUGUUGUCGGAGGCGGAAGACCCUGCAGCAAACUGCUCAUGCCCUGCAGAUGCUCAGUUCAACCAGAACACGACCCAACAGAAGCCUGACUCUAGAGACCAGCCAGACUGUGAGGUCAAAGUUCACCCGUGCAAGGCAGAGGAGGAGAGCAACAGCCACAAAGACAGCAACAAAGACGAGGAAUCUGACUUAAAGGAAACAAACUCGGAUCUGCUGACAGAGCAGGUUGGCGAGCUGCACGCUCUGUUGUCUGAGGCGAGAGAGAAAGCUCAGGGAGCGCAAGAAGCGCUGUCACAGGAGAGACAGGCACGCCACCACGACACGCAUAAAAUCUCUCAGCUUCAGGAGGAGCAUCAGAAGGCUCUCCUCCGCCGGGACUUCCAGCUGCAGAGUCUGAGUCUACAGACGCGCCUACAGCAGAAGCUGUGGAGUCAGGAGAGAAACCUGCUGGUGCAGGAGUCUCAGCAGCUCAAAGAGAGCCUGCUCCUCAUCAGCCUCAAGCUGCGCUGGCUGCUCAAACAGUGGAGACUCGGCAAGAAACUUGACACCGAGAGCAAGGAUAUCCUAGAGGUUAACAGUGUGAAAGAUCUCCGUAUCCUGCUUGAGGAAGAUGGCCUGUCUUCCCACUAUGGAGACAACAAGAUGUCAGCUGCUGAGGAGCAGCCACUCAAUCCUACACCCAAAGAGCACAGCCUGGCAGAGAAAAGCUCCCCACAGCAGCCUAGUGGAUUCGGCAGUACUCUCUCAGACUUGAAGGUGGCGCUACAGGACCUGAGCGCUGAGCUGCGCGAGGAGCGCCAGAGUUCACAGGAGUUAACGCAGCAGUUUGCCCGUGCUAAAGCAUCAUGGGAAGUUGAACGGAUGGAACUCAAGAGCAUCAUCACUCAGCUGGAGGGGAAAAUGGGGAAGGCAUCUGUUGCUGUUGGUGAAAAGGAUUCUCCAGACCUCAAGGGGGCACUAAAAAAGGAGCGAGAAGAGCAUCAACACCUGUUGGCAGACUCUUACGCUGCUGUGAUGGACCUCACGAAACAACUGCAGAUCGGCGAGAAGAACUGGAGCCGAGAGAGGCUAGAGCUUCUGGAGCACUUCAACCAAGAAAGAAGUCAAUGGGAACAGCAUUUACGAGAAGCUCAGAGCAAAGGCACACAGUCUCUUCAUGACAAAACAUCUGAGAAAGAAAUCUCAGCAGAUGCUGCCACCAGUGGUUCAGGACUGCAAAGGACCAAAUCAAUUUCUGCCCUCACUGAAUUUAAGAAUUUACUGGACACCAGUCUGCUCCUUUCUGGUCACAAGGUCAGUGGAGUACCAGAGUGCAAUGUUGCACAGCAUCAAACUACUGCUUCCGCCUCCAUUCUGGCUCGCACCGACUUAAGUGAUCUCAAUAAGAAGAAUUGGAAGUACCUGACCAAUGAUUCUGCAAUGCUGGAGAAGGGUGAUCAGUUUAAGACAUGGGACUGCCCAAGCACCAACUCUAACAGCAGCUUCCCCGGACUGGAGUUGAGCAAGGAGUACAUCCAGAGAAGCUACACUGCUCCAGACAGGACGGGUAUUCGCAUCUAUUACAGUCCUCCAACUGUGAGGAGAAUGGAAAGGAGGCCAGUCAAAGAAAAAUCCCAGCAGGAUCCUCAACAAGGACCAUCAUCUAGAGACACAGCCAUGACUGCUGCAUCUGCACCUUUAUCGACCACUUCCUCAUCCACUUAUGAGCAGUGGUUGAGCUCACUUUCACAGCAGCAUAGAGAUCUGCUUGAAGGACGGACGGUAGGUUCUGCACCAUUCCACGGAUUGGAAAUUUCAGGCAACCUUAGUGAUGACAUGAAGGAGAUGACCAACUGUGUGCGACAGGCCAUUCGUUCCAGUUCUCUGGAGAGGAAGUGCAGCAAAGAUACUGGGAGCCAGACAGUUGGUGUUUCAAGUACAGGAACGCAAACAGCACAGUUUGUCAGCAUUGGCCUACAAACCGAUGGCCCAAUUUCAACAACUAGAGGCCUUCAAGGGAAAGCAUGGUCUCCUCGUCCGUCCACCUCACUUUCAUCUGCACGCUCCCGACAGAUCUCUUCAUCUCUAGAGAAAGUCCACAGUCGCAUAGAUAGACCAUGUUGCUCACCCAAAUAUGGCUCACCUAAGCUUACCCGCAGGGUCUCCACCUCCUCCUCCAAACUCGAGACCUCCUCAACCUCCUCAAGGGACCGCAGUGUAUGGAACCUUCAUAACCGUAGUGGAUCUCAAAACGGGUCUGCCUGGGCACGUUCCACCACCACCCGGGACAGCCCAGUGCUUAGUGGCCUCAAUGAUGGCUUGACCAGUCUCUUCAGUGUAGUGGAACACUCCGGAAGUGUUGAAUCAUUAUGGAAAGCAGAUCCAUGCCCAGGAAGACAAGCUGCUGGAAAACCCUCAUGUCCUAGCAUAGGUAUCGGUCUAGGAGAAGCGGGAGCUCAGAAGUACGGCAUGGUCCAGGAGUUUCUCCGCAAUGUUUGCGGCAGGACUGUGCCAGCAGGCACCAUGGACGAACCAAAGCCUGAAUGCAUACCUGGAGCCUUGAUUGGCACAGACAACAUCACGAAGAUUGUCAAUAAGAGGUUUAUGAAAACACAAAGAGAAGAGUUUGUCACCACCGGAAAGGAUGUGAUGAGCUCAAGCUCUAGUACUCUGGAGGAUUCAGUUUGUGACUGCAGCUCACAAACUGUCACUACCUGUUUUGCCCGCCACUCCCGCUCCACCACACGACUUACACAUGGCCAGUGCAAACAUCGAGCGCAAGAGUCACCCAUGGGAACCGAAGAACGAUGCGAUACCAGUAAUGAAUGAGGAUGAGGGUGGCCUCUUCUGACACCCAAAAAGUAUACAAAGACUCAAUGCUCAUCCCACACACACUGCCACACAAAUCCACUGCCACAUACGCCAAUACACACAGACACACCUUUAAACAAACACACACAUACUUCAUACCUUCACUAAAAGUCUUCAGGGUUACAACAAUGGGACCUUGAAGAAUUCCUGCAUCUGGAGAGUUUCCAAACCCAGACCUCAGUGUAACCAGCACACUUUAAUGCCAAGGAAGGGGAAAGAGUUGACCUCCCCUUUAGGUCCACCAAUCCACUUUCAAACCAGUCAGAUUUCACAUUGUAAGUCCGUCAUUCCAGAGUUAACCAGCCAGACCUGCCUUUAAAGCCCAUCAUUCUACCAUUCCACAGUCAUCCAGUCAGACCUCUUCUUUAAACCAUUCCUCUGUUCUUCAUCCAGCCAACAGGACAGCUUAGCCAGCUAUUACAGUCCCCAUGGAAGAACUUGAGUAAUCCAAACCAAGCCGACACCAGGUCUUAAUGAAAUCAUGUAGAUAUAAAGGGAACACGCAGCAUGCAACUAAACAAACCAAGAACCUCAACAUGGACUUUUGGUAAGAUUGAUUUCCUUUGAUAACUGCCCAGUGGCUCUUACAUUUCACCAAAAACAGCAUUGCUUGGAGUAGCUGUAAAAUGUCCCAUAACCAGCCCUUGAUGGAUUCUACAAGUGUACCAUUUUUGAGUCUACAAUGGACCACUUUUGCCUUCAUUGGUUAAGAAAAAUUGGUCUUUUGGGAAAGUGUUCAGCUUUACCAAAUCCAACAUGGUAUCAAUUUGUUUUUUUCUCUAACAAGCUUGUUUCAGCCACUGUAUAGACUCUGCAAAUACUUAAGACCAUCUUCCAUUUUCAAACCAGCCAAAAUAUGAAACUCGGAAUCUACCCUUGGAUUUCUCUAAAAAAAGGACUGGAUGAUGUCAUACUGCAUUAUGAAUCUGUCCUUUUUAAAACUUAAUAUUCUUAUUAUGCUGUCUGAAGAUGUCUACGAUGAGCACGUUGGUAGCUGUAGAGUAGGAUAGCAGUUGUUUUGUUUGCUUUGGUACUGUGUUUGAAGUGUUUGAACAUUAGGCCACUAAUACAAAAAUCUCCAUUCCCUGGCUAGGAUGUCCUCAUGAAUUUUAAGAUAUAAAUGUCAAUUUUAUUUUUAGUCUCUAUUUCUACAGAAGACAUGUUGCUGGGUGCAUCUUCUGCAAUCCUUUUCUUUAUUUUCACUGUGUCUACCUCUUCAUCGUCCAUCAUUAUGCUGAAAUAAACCUAAUGGACCUUAGUCAGGGUAGGCGCCAAUUUUUUCAUUUGAUGGAAAUGAUAAUGAGACUGUAAGGGGUUGAAGUAUAGUCAGUGUAAUAGGUUAUACCAUUCUGUGUUAGGAAUAAACACACAGCAUGAGUUGGGAAAUUAGACGCGAGUGUAGAAACAUUGGUCUAAUGCUGCAUAGACUGCUGGGUAAUAGCUGUGGAUUCUGGAAAUGUGCACAUAAAAGGUGCAUGUCGGCCUAAAGGAGGUGCUUGUGAGCUCUGUACGCACCCUAUACACCCUGACACUUUGGGACAGGGCCAGACUGUACGUCAGUCUCUCCCAGCCUACGUCGUCUACCCUGACUAAACCCUAUAAUCCUAUUUUCCAGAAGACAUCUAAAAGCUUCACAAAAUACUCAUUAUGCAGAUACCACAUAUAUAAACAGAGAUAUGUUAAAGGCUGAAACGCUGAAUGCUAAUUAAUUGGCCAUAGUGAGAUUUUAAGAUUAGUGAGAUUUUAUCCCAAAAUAUAAUCCAUAAUCUGACCGUUCAUGUAGCUAUGCAGUUACCGUGAUAUGAGUGUGUGCCUCCCUGCAUCAGAGUGCAAGUUGUUUGUAAUGUGUUUUCUCCAAUCUCCAGUUGGAGUGGUGCUGCAGAAAUGGAAGUUUAGUCCUUUUCGCUGGUGCUUUUCUUAGAUUUGAUGACAGUACAUUAGAGGAAACAUUUUUGUAUGCAUUUCUCGAGCCAUGUAAGGAUUUGUUGAUUCGGCUCUUUUAUAAAUCGGGCAUUAGUAGAGUUUCCGAAUAUUACAUUUCUCAAUUGUUCAAUGUCUGGCCAAAAAAGACAGUCAGAUAUUAUAAACCCAGCCUAUUAUAUCCCAGACAAUGUCUCCUCUUUAUCUGUCACAGCCUUGCCAUAUGUCCCACAGCUACCUCUUAACUCAAAAAACUGUAUCUAACAUUACGUUUAACCCAUUCAUGUUUCAUUUUGAAGGUCACUAGAGUGCCUUUUUUUGAAAAAAUUAAAGCAACAAGAUCUGUUAGGAGUAGGUUUUUGAGGAACCAUCUACUGUUGGCAAAUAUACAUCAGAUAGCUACUGAACCCCUUGGUUUUUUGAAAAAAGACAAAAUGAGACAAAGUCUGUAUUCAUAAAGUUAAAUGAAGUGCAAGUUCAAUCUAUAGUGUAUAUUGUAAUUUAUCACAGAAGCCAAAAUACAGUUUGACGAGUGAAAUCUGCUAAUGUAAUCAGUCCAACCUUUCUUUAUAAGCCAUUUUAACUUGUUUGAAUGUUUCCUGAGUUGAGUCUGAUGAUGUAGCUUCGCCCACUUAUACAUAUCAGACAAACAGUGUACCGUCUCUUCAAGUGCCCCUUAACUGUUUAGUCUUGGUAUUUGUUUUUCUGAUUUUGGUCACAUGAUCUCUGAAAAAAAACAGGGGGAAUGACCUUAGUUCAGGAGCCUUUCGUUUGAGCGCUCCCACAGUCAAUUUAUCAAAUGCUGAAGUCUUACAUCAAACCCCAAUGAUGGUUUGAAAAUGGAAAUUUCCCCAGAAGAAUGUAAAUGAUACCCCGUUACACAGUUUUAUAGCAAUUUUGAAACCAGUGACAGUAGUUUAAAAGGUCAUGUGGUUGGUGGUUUUAGAUUUAAAGAUGUUGUUUUCAUUGGAGCAGCUCUCUGAUUGGCCUUCCCGUUCAUGAUAUUGGUCUCCAUCACUCUUGUGUCGUCACAACAUCUUGUUUUAAUGCCUAGCAAUAUAUACAACACCUUGUCGCUUAUUGUUGUCAAUAUCGUUUAUUAUUGUCAAUAUCGCUAAAUUAUUAUAAAGAGAAUGCGUGUAUAUUUCUUUUUUGUUUCCAUUUGAAAUCUCUUUCGGAUGAAAAAGAUGAUUACAGAUGGACACUGAGAAACCUUUCUAAAUGUUUGAAAUCAAAUAUACUGUAAAUAAAUACACAAUUUGUACUCUUUCUAUCCUCGUGUAGGAAAUGUUGAAUGUCUCUGCCAACUUGAGCUUGAAUUCUGUACCUUUCCUCACCUGAAUUAAAAACAUGAGAAGAUUUUGUGUAAAUAGAAACAUUUUAAAAAUAAAAACGCUGAAAAUU